UACAUAUGUACGUGCAUUGUUCCGUUUUCAAUGAGUGUCAGUGUCACCAGUCCAGUUAAUUAUAAUUUCUUUAUUAUAUUUUAUUCUAAAAUAUUUCAUAAAUAAGCUGAAAAUAUAAGUCUGGUGUCAAAGUAGUGCAAUAGGAUAGUGAUUGUGUUGUCGAUAUACAAAUUUUUCUACACAAAUAUGAACAAACAUACAUAUACAUGCAUUAUAGCACAAUGCAAUUAGUUAUAUGUAUGCAACAUUUUGCUAUGUAAACUCUUUUUUUUAAUUGAAGUAAUUUACAUAUGUACGUACAUUUAUACGUGCAUAGAGUGUGAAAUAUAGACUCGUACAUACAACACCCAAAUAUACACAUAUUUGCAUUCUAAUUAUACGCAUCGCACAAUAUAACAAGUUGCUUUAAAUAUGCGUGAAUUCAAAGUUGUUGUGCUUGGAUCUGGCGGAGUGGGAAAAUCAGCCCUCACUGUUCAAUUUGUUUCGGGAUGCUUUAUUGAAAAGUAUGACCCAACCAUUGAGGACUUCUAUCGGAAAGAAAUAGAGGUUGACAGCUCCCCUUGCGUUUUGGAAAUAUUAGACACAGCCGGAACAGAGCAGUUUGCUUCCAUGAGGGAUCUCUAUAUUAAAAAUGGACAUGGGUUCAUUGUAAUGUAUUCACUCACGAACCAUCAAACAUUUCAGGAUAUUUCUAGUAUGAAAAAUGUGAUUACUCGCGUUAAAGGAAGUCAACCAGCACCAAUACUACUAGUCGCGAAUAAAUUUGAUUUGGAUUGCCAAAGAGAGGUGUCCACCGCUGAAGGAAAUGCUUUGGCCAAUCUGUGGGAGUGUCCAUUUAUUGAAGCAUCAGCUAAAGAUCGGAUAAACGUCAAUGAAGUAUUUGCAACCAUUGUUCGGGAGAUGAAUUUAACGCAAGAAAAACGUCAGAAAAAGAAUUACUGUUGUUGUACGCUUUUAUAGAAAUUUGUAAAAUUGUAAGAUUAUUA
This is a messenger RNA of Drosophila willistoni, 986 nucleotides long. RefSeq names its product ras-related protein Rap-2c (gene Rap2l). NCBI's taxonomy places the organism in Eukaryota, Metazoa, Arthropoda, Insecta, Diptera, Drosophilidae. Gene Ontology annotation, cellular component: plasma membrane. Gene Ontology annotation, biological process: Rap protein signal transduction; negative regulation of cell migration. The coding region runs from base 412 to 960 and encodes 182 amino acids. Gene Ontology annotation, molecular function: GTPase activity; GTP binding; GDP binding. The transcript is spliced from 4 exons. The record is from RefSeq and is a predicted model, not a curated record.